CGGGCCGCGCCGCGCCGCGCCGCGCCGGGCCGGGCCGGGCGGUACCGUGAGGGCCGCAGGAUGCGUCUGUCGGUGCCGGCCGCCAUCUCGCAUGGCCGCGUGUUCCGGCCGCUGGGAUCCGGCCCACGGUCGCGCCUCGACAUCCUGCGCAACUUGGUGACGGCGCUGGUGCGGCACGAACGGAUCGAGGCGCCCUGGGCGCGGGCCGACGAGAUGAGGGGUUACGCGGAGAAGCUCAUCGACUACGCCAAGCUGGGGGACACCAACGAGCGCGCCAUGCGCAUGGCAGACUUCUGGCUGACGGAGAAGGACCUCAUCCACAAGCUGUUCAAGGUGCUGGCACCCCGGUUCCAGCCCCACUCCGGCAACUACACCCGCAUGCUGCAUAUCCCCAACCGGGAUAACCUUGACCGUGCCAAAAUGGCAGUUAUCGAGCUCAAGGGAAACCCGUUUCCACCACUCAUCCGCCAGCGCCGCGACAGUGAGAAGACGCUGCUCAACCAGCUCCUGAAAGGCUACAGGGAGGACAUGCAGCAGGCGGCAGCCCCACAGGCCCCCGGGGGCACCCCGGUGUAGGCAGUCCCCUCUGCCCCUGGGUGCACAGGGAUGGGGCUUGGCAUCAGCAACCCAUGCGCCAACCAGCCUGUUGCCGUCGUAGAGUGUGUGGAGGCAGGAUGUCCUGAAGAUUGAUUACUACCCUUGAGUUGCCAUGGUGGAAGCAUGAGGUACUUGCUGCUUCGUAUGGUGUGAAUAGUAUUGGCAAGAGAAGGAAAUAAAGCUGGGAGCCCUAAUGGCUGAUGCACUCUCUGUAAAUAAACUCUGUUCAAAAGUG
Messenger RNA from Neopsephotus bourkii (Bourke's parrot), 832 nucleotides. It is a transcript of the gene MRPL17, whose product is annotated as mitochondrial ribosomal protein L17. The record is from RefSeq and is a predicted model, not a curated record. Gene Ontology annotation, cellular component: mitochondrial large ribosomal subunit; ribosome. NCBI's taxonomy places the organism in Eukaryota, Metazoa, Chordata, Aves, Psittaciformes, Psittacidae. Gene Ontology annotation, biological process: translation. Bases 61 to 576 code for a protein of 171 amino acids. The transcript is spliced from 3 exons. Gene Ontology annotation, molecular function: structural constituent of ribosome.